Molecule: messenger RNA, 792 nt
Organism: Ctenopharyngodon idella (grass carp)
Lineage: Eukaryota; Metazoa; Chordata; Actinopteri; Cypriniformes; Xenocyprididae
Gene: mrps10
Product: mitochondrial ribosomal protein S10
Exons: 7
Coding region: 69-611 (180 amino acids)
Biological process (GO): translation
Cellular component (GO): ribosome; mitochondrion; mitochondrial small ribosomal subunit
Molecular function (GO): structural constituent of ribosome
Source: RefSeq, a predicted model, not a curated record
GGCGCCGUUUCCCUCUUCUGUGUUUUUGACGUCGCUUCCGCUUCCAUCCGCCUGUCGAGGCAGAGAACAUGGCGGCCUCCAUAGCGAGCGUAAGGACCGUUCGCGUCCUGUCAAAAAUCAUCAAUAGACACUUCUUACCGGCUGCUGCAGUACAGCAUCAAACACGGUUGACGCACACAUCGCUGUCUCCUGCCGUGAGGGUCACAGAAGAGCCGGACACGCUCUAUCAGAGGCUGUCAGUGCAGGUCAAAGGUCACGAUAAGGCCGUUCUGGACAGCUAUGAGUUUUUCGCUACUCUGGCAGCUCGAGAGCUCGGCCUCACCUUGGAGAAAGUAUUUGAGCCGCCCAAACACAUCGAUAAACUGACCCUGCUGAAGUCCAUUCACAUCUUCAAGAAGCACAGAGUGCAGUAUGAGAUGAGGACGCAUUACAGGUGCAUCGAGAUUUCUCGAAUAACGGGAUCAAGCGCACGGGUUUAUCUGGAGUAUAUUCAGCGUAAUCUGCCUGAGGGCGUCGCCAUGGAGGUCACCAAGACUGCUGUUGAAAAGAUCCCAGAACACAUCCAGAAACCCCUGUGGGACGACGACAAACUGGAGAAGUCCGGACAAUGAGGAGGAUUUUCUGCUUUAUAAGUGUCUUUAAAGAACAAUCUAUCAUUUACAACCUGAUUCUGAAAUAAAAGACGGAGUACAGACGCUGCAUAUGAACCAGAUAAAGGCAUGUGAAUAUUAUGCUUUUUUUUUUUUUAACAUUGUUUGUAAAUGUAUAACAUAAAGCAAAUGCAUUUUUUAA